ACUCGAGACGAAGACUUUACAAUUCAUUCAAUGCCCUUUAGUCGCUGCCAUGCCUUCAGCUACUAGUGAAAAGUUGACUUUAACUGAUGAAAUCCAAUCGCAACUGGAAGUUCUAGAUCAAGAUUUAUCUGACGGGAUUCUAACUAAGAAAGGAUUUUUCAAGAAGAGAUGGAACUUGCUGGCACCCUUAGCUUCUCCGACUUUAGUCGAAAAAGUACAUGCCCUGCAAUUACAGAUAAAUAAUGAUACAAUAUCUGAGGAACAAUACUUGGAACGUUUUCAAAUGUUAAUGAAUAGUCUUGAUUCAAUCAUCAUUGCACAGUACAAUAAUGAAAUGGAAAUUGAAACUCCAGCAACUACUGUGGUAGUGAAGAAUGAACCUAAGAAUGCUCAGAUCACAAAGCAAAUCAAGAUGGAGAAAUGUACUGAGAUUGCGGAAAGUAGUUUAGUUUCAAACCUUGGUAUGUUGAAAAAGGAGCUAUCAGAUCAAGAACAUGAUGAAGUAGCAGGGCCCAGCUCUUCAGUUUCCCUAAAUGGAGUUUCACCUCUCUUACCUGAGGGGGACAUCAAUUCAUCUUGUUCUAUUUCAUCUGAACAUGAAACUCCUGAUGUGUCCUUAGCUGAUGCAGUUAUUGGGAACAAAGUGAUUAGCAGUGGUAAUGGGAAGCAGGAGAGAAAUUCUUCAGGGAAGGAUGUAGACAAUGAAGUCCAUGAAGAAAGUAUGAAAAGAGAAUCAAUAGAAAGAUCUCUCCGAAGGAAGUCACUUGCAACAUCUUCACCAGGAACUCAAGAGGAACAUUCUUCGGGAAAGGAAGAGGAGAAUGAAGUCAAUGAAGAGAGUGGUAAAAGAAGACCAAGAGGUAGACCUCCCGGAAGGAAGUCACUUGCACUGUCUUCAUCAGGACCUCAAGAGGUCCAUUCUUCAGAAAAGGAAGAUGAGAAUGAAGUCAAUGAAGAAAGUGGCAAAAGAAAACCAAGAGGUAGACCUCCUGGAAGGAAGUCACUUGCAUUGUCUUCAGCAGGACCUCAAGACGACCUUUCUUCGGGAAAGGAAGAAGAGAAUGAAGCAAAUGAAGAGGGAUUAAAACAAAGAUCAAGAGGGAGACCUCCCAGGAGGAAGUCACUUGUAUCGCCUGCACCUCAAAGGACCAGCAAUAGGAUAUCUUCUAAUAGCUCAGUUAUUUCAGCCCCAAGUAAAAUAGUGAAAUCUGAGCCUGAAGAAGGAGAGUAUACCGAUCCCUGUGGAAGCACUAAUUCUGCUCAAGCAUCAUCAACACCAAAACCAUCAAGCAUUGAUACUAAAUCAGUUGAAGAUGACAGUGGGGCUGAAAGUGAUAAUGAAGACAGAGAAAGUAAAAGACCCAAAGUUACCAAGAAAAAUAUCAAACAAGAGCAUGUGGAAAAGAAACCCUCUAAGGAAGGAAUAGGAAACACAAGGUGUCAAAUCUGUCGACAGCUUCUGGAGAGUCCUGAAUUGUGUCUGUAUGAAGGCCACCCUCGAGGUGCUGUUGAAGAGUACAUUGCUUUAACUGACAACCGCUUAUCCCUUUUUACCGGAAAUGAGUCUGAAAUCAAUGAAACUGAUGCUCGUCCCUUGAAUAAAUUAACCUGUUUUAGUGUAUAUGAUAAAGCUGGCCAUCUUUGUCCUUUUGAUACUGGACUCAUAGAAAAAAAUGUCUUACUUUAUGUAUCUGGAUACGUAAAAGCAGUUUACGAAGAAAGUGCAGACACAGAAGAUGGCGUUCCCGUAAUGGAUUUGGGUCCAAUAAAUGAGUGGUUUACUUCUGGCUUUGAUGGGGGAGAGAUUGCUUUAAUUGGUAUUACCACUGCAUAUGGAGAGUAUUAUCUCAUGGAUCCAUCCGAGAAAUACUUGCCAUUCAUGCAACGUGUACGAGAGAAAAUUUACAUGAGUAAACUUGUGAUCGAAUUUUUAAUAGAGGCAGAAAAUCCUGCUUUUGAAGAUUUAUUGAACAAAUUUCAGACCACUGUUCCUCCUAAAGGAGUGGAAUUAAGUGAAGAUAGUCUUCUUCGUCAUGCUCAGUUCAUAUGUGACCAAGUAGAAAGCUUUGAUUCAGCUGGAACUGAUGGGACACUUCUCAUUGUCUUGCCAUGCAUGAGAACCCUUAUGAGACUAGCUGGUGUUACCCUUGGUAAAAGGCGUGCAAUUCGCAAAGCUGAGCGUAAAACAAUUGCAGAUAAAAAACCAGCAUGGACGAAAGCAACUACCACUGACCUUGUUCGAAAUUUAUUUGAUACAUUUUUCUCUGAGCAACUCGAUAUGGGUAGUGACAAGGGCAGUCAGGCACCUCGUCGUCAACGCUGUGGUGUCUGCGAGGCAUGCCAGAUGCCUGAUUGUGGUUCAUGUUCUGCUUGUAAAGAUAUGGUCAAGUUUGGUGGAAGUGGCCGUAGCAAACAAGCUUGUAAUGAGAGAAGGUGCCCCAAUUUGGCUGUUCAAGAGGCAGAGGAUUCAGAUCCUGAGGAUGAAGAUGAUUAUGAACAGGCAGCUGAUAACCAAAACACAAGUUGGACAGAAAAGGUACCUGUAACUGGAGUAUCGCGUGAAAAAAGGGAAGUGGAAUGGAUAGGAGAUGCAAUCAAAUCUGAUGAUAAACGCACAUUCUACAGCCGGGUUCGUGUAGGGGCUAUUGAAUUUGGUGUAAAUGAUAAUGUCCUAGUGGAACGGAAAGAUCCUUCUGUCCCUGUACUCAUAGCUCGUGUUGUGUACAUGUGGGAAGGAACUAAAGGAGAAAAAAAGUUUCAUGCUACUUGGUACAGUCGCGGAAUGCACACAGUUUUGGGUGAGACCUCUGAUCCUCGUGAAUUGUUUCUUGUGGAUAUAUGCUGCACUAUGGAUUUGGGCAUUGUAUCUCACAUUGCAAAUGUCAUUUAUAAGCCUCCACCAAGUAACUGGCAUCAACUUGGAGGGGAACCUGAAGCUGAAAAUGAUGUACCAGAUGAUGGUAAAAGUUUCUUUUACCAAAUGUACUAUGAUACAAAACGAGGCAGAUUUGAAGAUCCUCCAGUUAACCCUGUAUGCCCAAAACUUGAUGUAGAGCAUAGAUUCUGUGUAUCAUGUGAAAGAAAAUUGCAGAAAGAAAAGGUAGAUUUUCCCAGGCUGGCUGAAGGGAUGAAUGUGGAUGAUAGCAAAGAGAUUAAGUAUGCUGUCAUUCACUGGAGAGGAGAAGAAUAUAGAGAAGGUUGUGGAGUUUAUUUAAAACCUGGUGCCUUUAACUUUAAAUCUCCAGGGUUACAUCUGAAGAAACAGAGACAUGAAAAGGCUGGAGAUGAAGACCUGUACCCAGAGUACUAUAGGAAAUCAUCAGAUCAUGUUAAAGGCUCCAACCAAGAAACACCUGACCCUUAUUGCAUUGGAUAUAUAUCUGGUAUAUUUUCCCGCUCAAAAGAAAAGCACAUGAGUGAAUCUGAAAUUUUCCUGAGAGUGAACAAAUUUUAUCGCCCUGAGAACACUCACAAAGGUCAAACUGCUGCUCAGCAACUUGAUCUCAAUAUGGUAUACUGGAGUGAUGAAGAGGUUGUUGUGGACUUUUCUAAAGUGAAAGGAAAAUGCUUUUUGAUGUACAGUGAAAACUUAGAUGUUUCUGAGUCGGAGUGGGUAGCUGGUGGGCCUGAUCGUUUCUACUUUCGGGAAGCAUAUGAUUCUAAAACACAAAGCUUUGAUGAUCCUCCAUCGAAAGCUGCGUUGAUAGGGUCGAAAGGAAAGGGUAAAGGAAAAGGGAAAGGAAAAGGAAGGAAAAGUGUGAUUGACCAUGAAAAUGUUAACACUUAUGCUCCAUCUUGGCCUCCAGCAUGUCAAAAGCUGAAAACACUAGAUGUAUUUUCAGGUUGUGGAGGAUUGUCAGAAGGCCUUCACCAAGCAGGUGUUGCAGAAACAAAAUGGGCCAUUGAGAAAGAAGAAGCGGCUGCUCAUGCAUUUCAUCUUAAUAAUCCAGAAGCAACUGUAUUCUCAGAAGACUGUAAUAUGUUGUUAAAACUUGCUAUACAGGGUCAAAAGACAACAGCCAAAAAGCAAGUAAUUCCACAGAAAGGUGAAGUAGAAUUGCUGUGUGGAGGUCCUCCUUGUCAGGGAUUCAGUGGUAUGAACAGAUUCAAUUCACGUCAGUAUUCUCUUUUCAAGAACUCUCUCAUUGUAACAUAUCUCUCAUAUUGUGAGUUUUACCGACCCCGCUUUUUCAUUUUGGAGAAUGUACGAAACUUUGUGGCAUUCAAGCGCAGUAUUGUUCUUAAAUUAACCUUGCGUUGUCUUGUGAAGAUGGGUUACCAAUGCACCUUUGGAGUUUUGCAAGCUGGUAACUUUGGUGUUCCUCAGACUCGCCGCAGAGCUAUCAUAAUAGCCGCAGCCCCAGGCGAAGUUUUACCAGAAUUUCCAACUCCAUUGCAUGUAUUUAACCCAAGAGCAUGUCAGCUUUCCAUUGUUGUUGAUGAUAAGAAGUUCAAACCAAACCAGUGGGCUGGAUAUGCUCCUCUUCGCACUAUAACUGUGCGGGAUGCUUUGUCGGAUUUGCCUGAAAUAUCUAAUGGGCACAGUAAAGAGGAAAUGUCUUAUGGAGGAGAAGCCGUUUCUGAUUUCCAGCGAAAAAUCAGAGGCAAUCAACAUCAGCCUAUUUUGCGUGAUCACAUCUGCAAAGAAAUGGCUCCCCUUGUUGAAGCUCGUAUUUCCAACAUACCAAUUGCUGCUGGUUCAGACUGGAGGGACCUUCCUAACAUAGAGGUUCUCCUUAAGGAUGGCAAAAUGACACAAAAACUAGUUUACUCCCAUCAUGACAAAAAGAAUGGUAAAUCAUCCACUGGUGCUUUAAGAGGAGUAUGCAGUUGUGCCAGUGGGAAAAUAUGUGAUCCUAUUGACAAGCAGUACAAUACGUUGAUUCCGUGGUGUCUACCCCACACUGGGAACAGACAUAACCACUGGGCUGGACUGUAUGGACGUUUAGAGUGGAAUGGAUUCUUUUCAACAACAGUCACCAAUCCCGAACCCAUGGGCAAGCAGGGCCGAGUACUUCACCCAGAUCAGACACGUGUUGUAAGUGUGAGAGAAUGUGCUCGUUCGCAGGGCUUCCCAGAUACGUAUAGAUUCUAUGGUAAUAUAUUAGACAAACAUCGACAAAUUGGUAAUGCUGUUCCACCACCAAUGGGUCGUGCUAUAGGAAUGGAAAUCUGUAAAUCUCUUGUAGCCAAAUGCAAAGUUAAGUCUGAAGUAUUAGAAGGAAAAGAUUCGUGCAUGCAGUGAUUGUGAAAUCAUUCUGUGUAUUAAUAGUGAAUUUUUUACUUGUGUGUACAAAUUGUAUGAAACAAUCGUAACUUUUGUAAUUAAUUUUUAUUUCUAUUUUAACAUGUAUUUUAACACUUUUACACGCUGUAAAACCUAAUCAGAUCUUAUCAUGCUAAUGUCCAAUUCCAAUAAAAAUGAAACAUUCUUA
Frankliniella occidentalis (western flower thrips) is the source of this 5435-nucleotide messenger RNA. Its product is annotated as DNA (cytosine-5)-methyltransferase PliMCI. The transcript has 25 exons. The record is from RefSeq and is a predicted model, not a curated record. Bases 50 to 5245 code for a protein of 1731 amino acids. Gene Ontology annotation, molecular function: DNA (cytosine-5-)-methyltransferase activity; zinc ion binding; DNA binding. Gene Ontology annotation, cellular component: nucleus. Lineage: Eukaryota; Metazoa; Arthropoda; Insecta; Thysanoptera; Thripidae.